AUGCAAUAUGUGCCAUUUGAUCAACUGGCGCUAAAGUGGGGAUUGUCGUCGGAUCAACUGACAUGGUCUGGGAAAGAAAAUUUCACGGACCUCAGCUACAAGGUGGAAUACGUGGGUUGUAAAGAAAACCAGUCAGCACGGGUUGCGUGGACUCCAGUUGGCUGUUAUCAGCCAGAAUUAACCGCAAUAAUUAUUCCCUUCCGAAAUCGAUUUGCUAAUCUCUCCGUCUUCCUCCACCAUAUGCACCCGCUUCUGCGACACCAACGUCGACGGUACACCAUAUUCGUUAUCGAACAGGCGACACCAGAUGUCUUCAACCGAGCUGCGCUUUUCAAUAUUGGGUUCAGGGAGGCUACUAAAUUAGCCAAUUAUACUUGCUUCAUUUUCCACGAUAUUGACCUACUACCUGAGGAUGACAGGAUGAUAUACGGCUGCGAGGAUCAACCCCUUCACAUGACUGCACACAUUGACAGGCAUAAUUACUUGUAA
Molecule: messenger RNA, 489 nt
Organism: Dibothriocephalus latus
Lineage: Eukaryota; Metazoa; Platyhelminthes; Cestoda; Diphyllobothriidea; Diphyllobothriidae
Source: the annotation of a GenBank genome assembly